Elaeis guineensis (African oil palm) is the source of this 1091-nucleotide messenger RNA. RefSeq names its product OVARIAN TUMOR DOMAIN-containing deubiquitinating enzyme 12. Gene Ontology annotation, molecular function: cysteine-type deubiquitinase activity. Gene Ontology annotation, biological process: protein deubiquitination. NCBI's taxonomy places the organism in Eukaryota, Viridiplantae, Streptophyta, Magnoliopsida, Arecales, Arecaceae. The record is from RefSeq and is a predicted model, not a curated record.
UUCCACCCCACCACUCACCUCCCACCUCCUAUUUUCCUCUCCGCCCGUCGUUGUUGGAACGCACGCGGUGCGACGCGAGAACGGAAUGGAAGGGAAGGAAGGAAGGAAGCGUUCAAAGCUCUGUGUCUGACGGAUUCUGUUGCUUGACGGGAUCCCCGCUUCCCUCCUCCCUUUUACGACCCUCUUGAUCCCAGCAAGCUUCCUCUUCUCCAUUUCGAUUCUCCCUCGAGGCUGCAUGAUGGCACGCAUGAUUCUGAAUGAAGGUGGCUCUUCUAGCUCGACUUCAAUAAGCAGCCAAAGAAACGAUACUGAUGAUGACAGGAUGAUUGCAUUUGUUCUUUCAGAAGAAUAUGGUGGUUUAGAUGGUGCAGUUGCUAGACGACUUUCAAAUCUGUCCUCUGUCCCCCAUAUCCCCCGGAUAAAUUCAUUCAUUCCAACAUUGGGCGAUGCCAGUCUAGAUCACCAACGUCUCCUCCAAAGGCUAAAUGCUUAUGGCUUAUAUGAAGUGAAGGUUUCGGGGGAUGGCAAUUGUCAGUUCCGUGCACUUUCAGACCAGAUGUACAGAUCACCAGAGCAUCACAAACAUGUACGAAAAGAGAUAGUAAAGCAGCUGAAAGAGUGCCGUUCUUUAUAUGAAGGUUAUGUUCCCAUGAAAUACAAGCACUACUACAAGAAAAUGGCCAAAUCUGGUGAAUGGGGAGACCAUGUUACACUACAAGCAGCAGCUGAUAAGUUUGCAGCAAAGAUAUGUCUUCUAACUUCAUUUAGAGAGACCUGUUUUGUUGAGAUUGUUCCACGACAUCAAGCUCCUCAAAGAGAGCUAUGGCUGAGCUUCUGGUCUGAAGUACACUACAAUUCGAUUUAUGAACUUCAAGAUCUUCAAGUUCGGUACAAGCGUAGAAAGAAAUACUGGUUAUUUUAGAGGGUUGUGUAAAGCUUUAAAGAGAUAUAGAGGUCAAUCCUCUUGUGCAUAUGUAUGUGCUGAUUUUGAGUAUUUAUUGGUUUACUUUGAUUAUGGUUCUUGAAUUGUUCUGUAUUAUUUGUUACAAUAGAUAUUGACUUUGUCAAUCCCAUUCUUUAUAUUCUUUAAA